Molecule: messenger RNA, 2102 nt
Organism: Hemibagrus wyckioides
Lineage: Eukaryota; Metazoa; Chordata; Actinopteri; Siluriformes; Bagridae
Exons: 12
Coding region: 230-1339 (369 amino acids)
Biological process (GO): adenylate cyclase-activating G protein-coupled receptor signaling pathway
Cellular component (GO): plasma membrane
Molecular function (GO): G protein-coupled receptor activity
Source: RefSeq, a predicted model, not a curated record
GCUUUUUCUCACCUAGCAUGUGAAGUGCCAGCAGCAGUGCGCGUGCCAGUGUAUUAUUAUUAUUAUUAGUAGUAGUAGUAGUAGAAGUAGUAUGCCAGAAACAAAGUUAUUAAUAAUUAUUAUUAAAUUAGCACGCUUUAUUCUUCCAGACCGAGUGGAUUCGGGAGAUGUUUUAUGGAUUUAAUCUUCAGUUUUAAUUCUUUACACAUUUUUUUUCUGACUUGGCGACAUGAACUUCAGCAGUGGAUUAUCGGACAAAAAGCUCACAGCUCUCUCUUCCGUGUACGUCUCCUGUCUCACUGUAAGUUUCAUUGGGAGCUUCUCUGUCUUCAUUGUAUCGAUUGUAAAAAGAAAAAACCUCAAUGAACAGGCCAAGCCUCUAAUCCAGCUGGCUCUAGCGGACCUCUCAGCGUCUCUGUGCCUGGGCGUGACGUCCGUGUCGAACUUGGUGUGGUCAGGAUCGGUGAGGAACAGGGAAGUGUUGUGCAGCGCAGGAUUAGCUCUGUCUCUGAUGUUUUAUUACGUCUCGUUCCUCCUCGUCAUCGUUUAUGCCUUCGAGUCUGCACACAGCCUUCAGGGCUGGAGAGAGGAAGACGAGGGAGAGUUCACACGUCAGUGCCCGUUCUCACGCUCUCAGGACAGCAGCAGCAGGAGGAAGAGGAGGAUGAUGAUCGAUCUGCUGUAUGUCCUGGUGUGGCUGCUCCCUCUGAUUGGAUUCAUCGUCUACAUCACUACAGUUUCUUUCCCUAUGAUGUCUCUUUUUCCCUCACAUCAAUCCUUCAAUUAUAAACAAAGUGGUCAGCCCAACACACACUUCUGCAACAGUUGUAUUCUGUUCCUGCAACUGCACAUUGAUGAUGAUGAAGUCUGUUCCACUGUGGAUUUAGUACAUAUUAAAUCUAUCAAGAUUUUCACUUUUACAAGUGUGCUGUUCGGCCUCAUCUGCUGUACUUGGAUGUACUGGAGGCUCCAGGUGAGGAUGAGGCGUUAUGAUGGUGUGAGGAUAGCAGACAGGAUCUGGUCCUCAGCCAGGUACAUGAUCCUCAUCAUCAUCCUCUGCUGGACUCCAGCUCUGCUGCUGAUCGGGUUAUCCUUCGUUUGUUCUGAGACCGAGAGACUGUUUCCUCUCUUCAUCAUACAGGCUGUGUCAGUCUCUCUCCACGGUUUCCUCAACAGCAUCGUCUAUGCCUGGAGACGGCGUAACUUUCGCGAAGCUGUGCUCGGGGAGAGGACGCCUCUGCUGACCUACACACACCAAGCUUUCUUCGACCAGUCGCUGAGAAACAAUGCAGAGGAAACAGGAAGUGGACAAAAUUUAUUUCAGACCUUCAGAGACUAAUUACGUUCAAGAAGAAGAACUGAAGCUACAAUUCAGAUCCUACAGGAGAGAUUAGAUCUAAAUGACCAUGUGGUGAUUUAUUAUAUCUGCAGGAACUUCUCAGUGGGCACACACACACUCACUCCAGGCAGUUUAGAGACUCCAAUCAGCCUAGAAGCAUGUCUUUGGACAGAAACCGGAGUACCCAGAGAAAACCCACCAAGCACGGGGAGAACAUACAAACUCCACACACACACACACACACACACACAAUUUUUUGUGAAUUUCCCUUUGGGAUGAAUAAAGUAUCUAUCUAUCUAUCUAUCUAUCUAUCUACACACACAGUUUCCACCUCAGAGCCGUGAUCCGAGUAUGUGUGUGUGUACGGGUGUGUGUGUGUGUGUGUGUGUACGGGUGUGUGUGAAUAACAGACUGAGUUCGGCUGUAUAAGUGUUAGAAUUAAAAUGUAAAGCGUCAUUGUUAUUUGUUGAUAUUUUCCCUCUGUGUUGUGUAAGCAGUAUAGUAGGAUGUAAACUUUAACAUGUAUGCUGGAUAUAAAUAAAUAAAUGAACAAACAAAACAAAUAAAUAAGGCUUUUUUAUCAUGCAGUAGGAGCUCGCUGUAUUGUUUUUAGAUUUAGAAUGAAUUUAUUGUACAUUUAUUUUAUUUUGUAAUACAGUAAUCUUAUCUUUUUUUCUGUUUCUACAUGUGAACCUUUGUUGAUGUGUGUGUGAUAAAAUCAGCAUGUGUGUGUGUGUGUGUGUGUGUAUAUAUUUAAAUGAAA